Molecule: messenger RNA, 1476 nt
Organism: Aspergillus viridinutans
Lineage: Eukaryota; Fungi; Ascomycota; Eurotiomycetes; Eurotiales; Aspergillaceae
Product: myo-inositol transporter
Exons: 4
Coding region: 1-1476 (491 amino acids)
Biological process (GO): transmembrane transport
Cellular component (GO): membrane
Molecular function (GO): myo-inositol:proton symporter activity
Source: RefSeq, a predicted model, not a curated record
AUGGAUUCCGACACCGACUCGAUGAAGCUGUCACUGGAUGGCAAAGCGGAAGCCGUCCAUCAAGAGCAUCUGGGCGACGAGAAUCCAGACGACUCGAUCGAGAUGACCGACCCGGGAAAGACCGUGUGGCUGAUUGCUUGGUACGAUACUGGCGUCAUCUCUGCGGUAUUGGUCAGCCUGGGAACAGGUCUAGGCAAAGCCCUCUCCUCUAGCGAGCAAGAGCUGGUCACUUCCAUCACCUCCGGAGGCGCGCUGAUCGGCGCAGUACUAGCCGGUCUGACAUCUGACAAGUACGGACGCAAGCUCGGCAUCUAUGUGGGCUGUGCGCUCUUCGUCGUGGACACCGUGAUCCAGGCCGCUGCGUAUUCCAUAGCGCAGAUGACGGUUGGACGGCUCGUCGUCGGGUUUGGCGUUGGCAACGCCGCCAUGAUCAUCCCUCUGUAUAUUGGCGAGAUGGCACCUGCUCGAUUCCGCGGCCGGCUGAUAGUCUUUGAUAAUCUCUCUGGGAGGUACAUGGUCGGUAUCGGGGCGCUUCCUGCCCUGAUGCUGGGCGCCGCCAUGCCAUGGUGUCCCGAGACUCCCCGUCAAUUGAUCUCGCACAGUCACGGUGAGGAGGCACGGCAAGUGCUGAAACGGAUCUUCCCACAAGCCACCGAUCAGCAGGUGGAUGCAAAAGCCCGGCUGAUCCAGCAUUCCAUCGAGGAAGCGGCGGUGUCGGUCUCGGAGAGGAGCCUGUGGUGGCAGAUGAAGCAGCUCUUCACGGUGCGCGAGAACGUGCGAGCCCUCGUCACGGCCUGCAUCGUCAUGGCCAUAUCCCAGCUGGGCGGGUUCAACACGCUCAUGUACUAUUCCGCCACGCUGUUCUCCAUGGUGGGCUUUAACAAACCCACCGCCGUGUCGAUGGUGGUCGGCGCGACGAACUUUCUGUUCGGCUUUGCCAACUUUGCAUCCAUCGAUCGUUUUGGCAGACGCGUGGUCCUCUUGAUCACCUCCCUCUCUCUAGUAGUCGCCGCCAUCGCCUUCCACUGGAUCCCCGUCAACCACGACCUCACCGUGGUCCAAACGCAGCAAAUGAGCUGGGCAAGCAUCCUCCUCCUCGUAACCAUCAUCAUCUACGUAGCCUUUUUCGCCGCCGGCGUCGCCCCAAUCGCAUGGGUUGGCACGGAGUUCCUGCCGCUGGAAGUCCGCGCGCUCGGCACGAUGAUGAACACGGUGACCUGCUGGGGAUGCAACAUUAUCAUCUCGUCGAUGUUUCUGUCGAUGAUGAAGGCCAUGACGCCGAGCGGGGCAUUCGGUUUCUAUGCCGGUAUUUGCUUCGUCGGCUGGGUGUUUGUCAUUUUCUGUUACGCGGAGGUGCAUAAUAUGCCGCUGGAGUCGGUGCGGGAGGUGUAUAGACAUGGCUUUGGAGUUAAGUAUGCUAAACAGCUGCAGAGGGAGCGGAAGCUUCGGGAAAGGCAGAAGCCGGUGGAUGUCUAG